This is a messenger RNA of Nyctereutes procyonoides (raccoon dog), 2308 nucleotides long. RefSeq names its product RNA polymerase II associated protein 3 (gene RPAP3). The record is from RefSeq and is a predicted model, not a curated record. The transcript is spliced from 17 exons. Lineage: Eukaryota; Metazoa; Chordata; Mammalia; Carnivora; Canidae. Bases 102 to 2093 code for a protein of 663 amino acids. Gene Ontology annotation, molecular function: protein binding.
CCGGGGAGGCGGGGCCGGCGAGCGUGGCUGAGAGCCGGGGGCACCGGCCCUGCGGGCGCUAACGGCCGAGUCAGAGAUUGGUCAGAACUCUGCAGGCCAUAAUGACUUCGACAAAUAAAGCAAUUGAAUUACAACUACAAGUGAAACAAAAUGCAGAAGAAUUACAGGACUUUAUGAGGGAUUUAGAAAACUGGGAAAAAGAUAUUAAACAGAAGGAUAUGGAACUAAGAAGACAGAAUGGUGUUCCUGAAGAGAAUUUACCUCCUAUCCGAAAUGGGAAUUUUAGGAAAAAGAAAAAAGGUAAACCUAAAGAGUCUUCUAAAAAAACCAAAGAUGAAAACACAAAAAACAGGAUAAAAUCUUAUGAUUAUGAGGCAUGGGCAAAACUUGAUGUGGACAGUAUCCUUGAUGAGCUUGAUAAAGAAGAGAGUACCCAUGAUUCUGUGUCUCAAGAAUCAGAGUCAGAAGAAGAUGGGAUUCAUGUAGAUUCACAAAAGGCUCUUGCUCUUAAAGAAAAGGGCAAUAAAUACUUCAAACAAGGAAAAUACGAUGAAGCAAUCGAAUGCUACACCAAAGGCAUGGAUGCUGAUCCCUAUAAUCCUGUGUUGCCAACAAACAGAGCAUCAGCAUACUUUAGACUGAAAAAAUUUGCUGUUGCUGAGUCAGAUUGUAAUUUAGCAAUUGCCUUGAAUAGAAGUUAUACGAAGGCUUACACAAGACGAGGUGCUGCUCGAUUUGCAUUGCAAAAACUAGAGGAUGCCAAAAAAGAUUAUGAAAAAGUAUUAGAACUGGAACCAAAUAACUUUGAAGCAACGAAUGAACUCAGGAAAAUUAAUCAGGCUUUAACAUCCAAAGAAAAUUUAUAUCCAAAGGAAGCUGAUACAAUGAUUAAAUCAACUGAAAGAGAGGAAAAGCAAAUUGAAGAGCAACAGAAUAAGCAGCAAGCCAUUUCAGAGAAAGAUCUGGGGAAUGGAUUUUUCAAAGAGGGAAAAUAUGAAAGAGCAAUUGAAUGCUAUACUCGAGGGAUAGCAGCAGAUGGCACUAAUGCCCUUCUUCCAGCUAACAGAGCAAUGGCCUAUCUAAAGAUUCAGAAAUAUGAAGAAGCUGAAAAGGACUGCACACAAGCUAUAUUAUUAGAUGGAUCAUACUCUAAAGCUUUUGCCAGAAGAGGAACGGCAAGAACAUUUUUGGGAAAGUUAAAUGAGGCCAAACAAGAUUUUGAGACUGUUUUACUUUUGGAACCUGGGAAUAAGCAAGCAGUAACUGAACUUUCCAAAAUUAAAAAGGACUUAAUUGAGAAAGGACACUGGGAUGAUGUUUUUCUUGAUUCUACACAAAGGCAAAAUGUGAUAAAACCUAUUGAUAAUCCAUCUCAUCUUGGGUCAACUAAACCACUCAAGAAAGUUAUUAUUGAAGAAACUGGUAAUUUGAUACAGACUAUUGAUGUGCCAGAAAGCACUACUGCUGCUCCACAGAGUAAUCCUAAUCUGGCAAAUGGAAUAGCAAAUGCAGGUGUUCCAAGUAAGAAGAAUUCGAGCCAAGAUGACCUUUUGCCCACAAGUGAUAUUCCCAAAGCAAAAGUAUUGAAAGUAGAAGAAAUCAGUGAUACUUCAACCCAGCCACCUCAAGUCAAGUUGAAACAGGGUGUAUGUCAGUCUUUCCGUGAGAAGAUUCCUGUAGACAUAGACAGAACACCUGCUCAGUUUGUCACUGCUGCUCUUCCUCCAGUUCCUGCUAACUCCUUCCAGCUUGAAUCUGAUUUCAGACAACUGAAAAAUUCUCCAGAUAUGCUGUAUCAGUAUUUGAAGCAAAUUGAGCCAUCCAUGUAUCCUAAGUUGUUUCAGAAAAAUCUAGAUCCAGAUGUAUUCAACCAAAUCAUUAAAAUUCUGCAUGACUUUUACAUUGAGAAAGAAGAGCCAUCACUCAUCUUUGAAAUCUUACAAAAACUUUCUGAACUAAAAAGGUUUGAUAUGGCAGUGAUGUUUAUGUCAGAACCUGAGAAAAAAAUUGCACAUGUAUUGUUCAAUCACAUAGACAAAUCAGGAUUGAAGGAUAAGUCUAUUGAAGAACUCAAGAAAAGAUAUGGUGGUUGAUUUUCAUUUUUACUGUGAAAUUACUGUCUUUGACUUUCAUGUAAAUUUUUUAAUUGAAAAUAAAGUAUUUUGCUUUUUAAGAAAAUGAAUCAUACAGGAAAAGAUUAUCUUUAGGCACAGUUUAAUUAACUGUACAGUGAGUCAAGUCAUGAGAAAUGUACUCAAGUGAACUAUUUAUAAGUCAUUUUCCAAAAAUAAAAAUAUAAUGAUGUAUA